Cucurbita moschata (crookneck pumpkin) is the source of this 1791-nucleotide messenger RNA. RefSeq lists its product as uncharacterized. Bases 386 to 1594 code for a protein of 402 amino acids. The record is from RefSeq and is a predicted model, not a curated record. Lineage: Eukaryota; Viridiplantae; Streptophyta; Magnoliopsida; Cucurbitales; Cucurbitaceae. The transcript has 15 exons.
CUAUCGUCCCCUCCAAACAUCUCACGAAAAUUUCGUAGAUAAAACAAAAUUGAGUUCCAAACUUCCCACUGUGUCUCGACUCUCAUUUCGUCGAUUUCUUCGGAGAUUGACGCCUGGCCGUACACAUCUGACCGGCAAUCUACGCUUUCUAUGACUUUCUAGAUUUUUCAAGAUUCAGAUCGGUUUUUCUCCUGUUCGUAGACUUGGAUCGGCCGUUUGGAACUAUUUUUCCUCCAGGUUUGGUUCUUUUAAUAAAUCGACAUCAGAUUCAUGCUUGGAGUUCUGGAAACUGCAAAAUUGACUACUGAAUGUCUUUCCUAGUACCUACACCAAAUAGGUUUCAAGACAUUCUUAUUUAACUUGAAACUUGAAGGGUUUAGACACUAUGGCGAACCCAACACGCAGUGGAAACAUGAGAAAAUCUAAUGAGAUAAUGAGGAUUAUGGUCACAACAUUUGUCGGUGGCGUUUUUGGUUUCUUUUUAGGAGUAUCCUUUCCCACGCUCUCGUUAUCCCAGCUAAAUUUCCCAUCCAGCCUGAUUCCUUCUAUUGAUCUCACUUACAUUGAGGACAAGUACUCAGGCCUUUCCACUGAAGCAUUCUUGAAUGCUUGGUCUUCUUUGAAGGGUAAUAGAGGCAGCUCCUUACCAUUUUCAUUGAGCGAGGCAAAGAUAUGGGUUCCUACAAAUCCUCGAGGAGCUGAAAGACUACCACCUGGUAUUGUUGAGCCUGAAUCUGAUUUUAACCUUCGGCGUCUGUGGGGUAUGCCAAGCGAGGAUUUGGCUAUCAAACCGAAGUAUCUGGUUACAUUUACAGUUGGUUUUGAUCAGAAAAAGAAUAUUGAUGCAGCAGUGAAAAAGUUCUCAGAGAACUUCACGAUUCUUUUGUUUCACUAUGAUGGACGAGCAAGUGAGUGGGAAGAUCUUGAGUGGUCGAAGCGGGCUAUCCACGUGAGUGUACGCAAGCAAACUAAAUGGUGGUAUGCUAAGCGUUUUCUCCAUCCUGACAUCGUGGCAUCCUAUGACUACAUAUUCGUUUGGGACGAGGAUCUAGGAGUAGAGCAUUUUGACGCUGAAAAAUAUAUAAAACUUGUGAGAAAACAUGGUUUGGAGAUCUCGCAGCCUGGCUUGGAACCAAAUCAAGGGUUAACGUGGCAGAUGACUAAAAGAAGAGGUGACAGUGAAGUUCACAAGGAGACAGAGGAGAAACCCGGUUGGUGCACUGAUCCACAUCUUCCACCUUGUGCAGCUUUCGUUGAAAUCAUGGCAACUGUAUUUUCUCGGGAUGCAUGGCGCUGUGUUUGGCAUUUGAUUCAAAAUGACUUGGUUCAUGGUUGGGGCCUCGAUUUUGCACUAAGAAAAUGUGUACACCCAGCUCAUGAGAAAAUAGGGGUUGUAGACGCUCAGUGGAUUGUGCACCAAAGCGUUCCUUCUCUUGGGAACCAGGGAAAAGCCGAAAAUGGGAGGCCACCAUGGGAAGGGGUGAGAGAGAGAUGUAGAAAAGAAUGGACAAUUUUUAAGAGCCGGUUGGCUGAUGCAGAGAAGGCCUACUAUCAGGGAAUGGGGAUUGAUCCACCAAAUUCAACUCAAGUGUAGGAAAACAGAUCUUGUGUGUCGCACUGGUAAUUGUUCUGUCUCUUAGGAGUAUUAGUACCUAAUGCCUAGUCUUUUUAAGCUCUAAAAAAACUUCCUGUGAGAGAUAAGUAAGGCUACGUGUGGAUUAGAUCAUGGCUGUAUAAUGGAUAGAAUCUACUACUAAAUGUAGAAAAUAGUCUUAAAAAGGAGCUUAGACA